AUGAACUCUUUAAAGGCUGACAUCGAGAAGAAACGAAAACUCCUCGAAACGGUUAAAACUGAGAAUCCAGAAUUCAAAAAGAAAAAGUACCUACGAAGAUCUGAUCUUGAAAAGAUAAGAGAGCAACAGUAUUUGGAGAAGCAAUUUGAAUCAGAAAGGGAUAAAAAGGAAAAACGCAAAGAAAAAGACACGCUUGCCUCACUUGAGGACCAAGAAAAAGUGGAAAAACCUGCUUCCGAUAAUGAGGCAGCGAAAGAAGAGCAAGAUGGGAGUGAUACUUUCAAUAUUUCACCAGAGGAGGUUGUUCGCCGUUUGAGAGCAAAGGGACAACCAAUUCGUCUUUUCGGAGAAUCUGAUAAGGAUCGGAAAACACGUCUACGAGCACUUGAACUAAUUGAAGAACGAUCGGAGGCAAAUAUACGUAGUUUAAGAAACAACACAAGAUGUCGAACAAGUGGUCAACGUAAUGAUUUUAUGAAGACCUUUGAAGAAAUGGAAACUGGCCUGGAUUUGGAAGUCCUGAAGAAGCGACCUGACGAAGAAGACAACAAUCGUCCAUCUAAGAAGAAGAAAGCAACUGAGGAUUUAGCUUUGGAUAAUACGCCAAUAGAUAUCAGUUUAAUAGAAAAGGAUCCUGAUAAACUUUAUCUUCUCAUUUAUACUUUCUUCAAACGUCUUCUGAGGGAAUGGGAACAAGAAAUGAAUAAUCGAUCGGACCAU
Acaulospora morrowiae is the source of this 720-nucleotide messenger RNA. Lineage: Eukaryota; Fungi; Glomeromycota; Glomeromycetes; Diversisporales; Acaulosporaceae. The record is from the annotation of a GenBank genome assembly.